Messenger RNA from Notothenia coriiceps (black rockcod), 3047 nucleotides. RefSeq names its product X-linked Kx blood group (McLeod syndrome) (gene xk). NCBI's taxonomy places the organism in Eukaryota, Metazoa, Chordata, Actinopteri, Perciformes, Nototheniidae. The coding region runs from base 506 to 1939 and encodes 477 amino acids. Gene Ontology annotation, cellular component: membrane. The transcript is spliced from 3 exons. The record is from RefSeq and is a predicted model, not a curated record.
GAAUGACAAACAUUAUUUAACAAUAUUACAUUGCACUAUUAUAUUUCAAUUAAUUGAAAAAAUGCAGAAUAUGAAGGAACACGUUUUAUUAAAACACAGUCUGACUGAUAAGAUACAGCUUUUCGAUGCUCCUGAACACAUCAUCAAUGAAGUAACCAAGUAUAGCAAGGAAAGCACAAUGCAAAUAUUGGAAAUAGGCUCUCUGUAACAGUAAAAAUAAAUAUUGUCUGAUGAGUAAAACAACGCUCGAGUGUCUGAGCCACAUUAAAAACAUACUGUCUGCAGGGCGUCUCUUCUUACUUACGGGCGCCCCCUGCAGACUCUCUGCGGGACAACAGCUGCGUGUGAAAACAUCCUGUAUGCCUCAACACUGCAGUUCAGCGGCGGGAGCCUGACUGGAUCAACACCUCCGGCCGGAGAUCCACUGACCGCCCAGCAGGGAGCCCGGUAUGGCUGCGCGGACCCCGAGCCAAGCCGCGUCCCCCAGAUGGCGGAGUGAGUGAGGAUGCGCCUCCCCAGCUCCAUCUUUGUGUCGGUGUCACUGUUCACAGCUGAGACCACGGCAGCGCUGUACCUCAGCUCCACGUACCGCUCCGCCGGGGACCAGAUCUGGCAGGGGCUCACGCUCCUCUUCACGCUCGUGCCAUCCGUGCUCGUGCAGCUAACCCUCACCUUCAUCCACCGGGACCUGGGCCGGGACAGACCGCUCGUGCUGCUGCUGCACAUCCUGCAGCUCGGACCCAUCGUCAGGUGUCUGGAGGCGUUCUGUAUUUAUGGCAGUGUGGGCCGUGUGGAGGAGCCGUAUGUCAGCAUCACCAGGAAGAAGCAGAUACCUCGCGGGGGUCAGUCUGAGGAGGUGGAGCGGCAUGUGGGGCAGGCGGAGGGGAAGCUGUUCACACACCGGGCAGCCUUCGCCCGCUCCUCUGUCAUUCAGGCCUUCCUGGGGUCGGCCCCCCAGCUCACCCUGCAGCUCUACAUCUGCGCCCUGCAGCAGGGGGUGUCCAUCGGGAGAGGCACGCUGAUGGUGAUCUCGCUCCUGUCCAUCGUGUAUGGAGCGCUGCGCUGCAACAUCCUGGCCAUUAAGAUCAAAUACGAUGACUAUGAAGUGGACGUCCGGCCCGUGGCUUAUAUGUGCAUUUUCCUGUGGAGGAGCUUUGAGAUCGCCAGUCGGGUGGUGGUGCUGGUUCUGUUCAGCUCUGUGCUGCAGCUCUGGAUCCUCCCUGUGGUUCUGCUCAACUUCAUAGUGUUCUUCUUCUACCCCUGGAUCCUGUUCUGGCUGAGCCACUCUCCGUUCCCUGAGAAUAUAGAGAAAACUCUGUCCAGGGUGGGAACCACCAUCGUGCUCUGCCUGCUCACCUUCCUCUAUGCCGGCAUCAACAUGUUCUGCUGGUCCGCUGUGCAGGUGAAGCUCUGCGACCCGGACCUCAUCAAUAAGUCCCAGAACUGGUACCGCAUGGCCGUGUACUACGUGCUGCGUUUUUUGGAGAACGCCUCGUUGCUCCUGCUGUGGUUCAUGUAUAAAACUGAGGUGUACAACUUCAUCUGUGCCCCGCUGCUGGUGCUGCUGCUGCUGCUCGCCUACGGCAUCGCCAUCUUCUUCAUGCUGGUCUUCUACCAGUUCUGUCACCCGUGUCGGAGGCUCUUCUCCUCCAGCAUGACCCAGGGCCUCUGGACCUGCUCCUCUCUCCUCUGUCUCUCAUGCAACUCUGCUUCACCACAGAACAGGCCCACAGGAAAGUCACCAUGUCCCCCCACACGUAAAGAGCCAGCCAAUGACGGAGCCCAGGACACAUCCAGCGACACCACCGACGACAUGCCUAACGAAACAACGUAUGACAUGCUCAAUGAUACAGUCUGCGACUCUCCCAAUAAAGUGAGCAAUAGCAUCUGUGUUGGAAUCAACGGGGACAUUAACCACAGUGUAUCCUGCAAUGCUUAAAGCAUCCACUGGAGGAGCCACUGACAGUUAUCAUACCCUCUGUGACCUUUUUAAGUGCCAUGUGAAUCUCUUUGGCGAGUUGAGUUGACCCCUUUUCAUUAUGUCCAUCUCAACUCUGUUUUCUACCACUGUUAAUCAACAAGAAGCUAAUGUGUUCUAUACCUGGACAUGCAACGAAGAAGCCGGGGUGGUGCUCAUCUAACAUCCAAACCCUUCACCCUGCAGCCUUUACUCUAAUAAAAACACGGGCAACACAGUUACUUCUCACGCUUUGGAGACUGUGUCCACGUAUAUGCUGCAUUACUGAUCCCAAGGCACCAUGCAUAUGACUUGAUUGUAUUUAGGAUCUCUAUUUGGCAUGCAGGUGUGCACGUUUGAAGCAUCAGAUGAACCUCUGCGGGGGGGGGGGGCCUGUUUUGUACAGGGUGUUUUCUGAACCCCUCCCUCUAGUUUUAUGGCUGCAAGCAAUCAGCUUUUUUACUUCUUGAUGAGAGCUUUAUCAUCAACACGCGCUGCUUCUGUGAUGUGUCUGUGCUUGGCGAAGAGAUGUGAAUAUCAACAUACUGUUUUAAAGUGCUCGUUCACACGUUAACUGUAAGACACCGACGUCUCCAAAUAAUGAGUUUUGCACGUUUACAAAAACGAUUUAAGUGGCUUUGGUUCAACUGUUGAACAGAAAUGGCUGCAGUGAUGUGAAAUGCUUUGUUUGGAUAUAUGUGCUUUUCUAAUUCAUGCUUGUUAUGUCCGUCAGCUCUGUAUCUGUGCGUCUCACUAGUUAGAAUAUUUACACAAAAUGCACACUGAAAUAGUUUAUAUCUAAUGGAAUUUGUUUUAGUUGUAACCUGUAUCUUUGCUUAUUUUCAACCUUUAUUGUGAAAUAGUGUGUGUACAAGGGAGACAAUGUCAGUGUUGUUUGUUUUUGCACCUAGUCCUUUUUGCAAUGUAUCUGCAGAGGGAUGAAAACCCCGGGUAUCAAACGAGUGCUCCUUAUGUUUGUACAAAUUAGAUGUGCCAAAAAAGAUGAGAAAUCUAUUGUACACAAGGAGCAUCCUCAAAAGAACAAGAUAAAAGUCAUUAAAACAAUAAUACAUUUAUAUCUAUAUGUGAA